Messenger RNA from Nezara viridula (southern green stink bug), 2757 nucleotides. The record is from the annotation of a GenBank genome assembly. NCBI's taxonomy places the organism in Eukaryota, Metazoa, Arthropoda, Insecta, Hemiptera, Pentatomidae.
AUGAAGAGUACUGGUCUGACACCAGAAAUGGACACCACAGGCUCUGUAGCUGCUGUGGAAUCUGCGCUGGAACGAUUAAAUAAACAAAGAGCAGAACUGGAAGAACUUUGGGCUGCUAGAAAACUUAGGCUAGAGCUCUGCCUUAGGCUGAGGCUAUUUGAAAGGCAUGCCUUGGAGGUUUCCUCCCAGCUGGAAAUUUGGUCAAAUGAAUUGGAACAUAUACCGCUUAGCAAUGAACUUGAAGAGGCAGAAAGGCUCUUAAGAUUACAUACUGAAAGUGUUACCCACAUGCAAAACACAACCUUCCAGGUCUUACAGCAAGGCCAGGAGCUGGCUCAGGUAUUUGAAACAUCUGGCGUUACACUUAUGGCUGACUCACAGUAUUCAGCUGGUACAAGAGUACAAGUCCUUUUAGAAUUCCUUCAUGAAAGGGAAAUGGAUCUUGAAGACCUUGCUGAAAUCAAAAGGGUGAAAUUAGAGCAAUGUGUUCACCUGUGCCAGUUUAGACAAGAUGCAAAUCAGGUUGUUAGCUGGAUUAGAAAUGGAGAAGCGAUGCUGCUUGCAAGUUUCACAAUUCCUAACUCUUUAGCAGAUGCAGAACAACUGAAAAAAGAGCAUGAGCAAUUUCAAGUCGCUAUAGAGAAAACUCAUACAUCUGCUGUCCAAGUGCGGCACAGGGCAGAUGCUCUCAUAUCCGCUCACCAUUACGCUCCCGAUGCCGUCAGAGAAGUUGCUGAAGAAGUCACUAAAAGGUGGCAAGGGCUCGUCACUUGUGCCGAAGAGAGGCACAAACUAGUCACCGCUAGUCUCAAUUUUUACAAGACUGCCGAACAAGUAUGUUCUGUACUUGAUAGCCUAGAAAGAGAGUACAAAAGAGAAGAAGACUGGUGCGGAGGAGGUAGUGGAACUACAAAUGGAAAUGCAACAAAUGGAGGUACUAGCGCUAACUCAAUGGCACAACUCGUGGCGAAACACCAGGAGCAGAAAGAAGCUUUUCUUAAGGCCUGCACCUUAGCUCGUAGAACCGCAGAAACAUUUUUGAAGUACACGUCACGAAGUCUACAGUAUUACAAUUACCCAACAUCAGAAGCUGGUCCUGAGGCGAGAGUGAAAGUGAUAUUGGAUAAGUUAUUAAGUCAAGAGAAUAAAGUCUUGGAGCAUUGGUCAUCCCGAAAGAAACGAUUAGAUCAGUGCCAUCAGUUUGUCCUCUUUGAAACAUCUGCACGACAAGCGAUGGAGUGGAUACAAGAAACUGGUGAACGUUAUCUCGAAACCCAUACCAACAUUGGCACCAACAAGGAGGAGACAGAAUCAUUGCUUGGCGAACACAAUGAGUUUAAAGGUGCUGCAAAAGAAACGAGGGAAAGAGUAAAACUUCUCAUUUCACUUGCCGACAGCCUUGUUGAGAAGGGACAUGCCCACGCUAGUGAAAUCAAAGCUUGGGUCGCUGCUGUCGACAAUACAUAUAAAGAUUUCUCUUCUCGCAUGGACAAGUAUAGAUCUCAACUGGAAGGGCGUCUUGGAAUCCAAGAAGAGGAAAGUAAAGAGCUAAGUAUCGACCGAAACUCCGAUCCUAAUCUUGAAGCUAAAGUAAAAGAAACAACCAAAGAACUGAACGAAGAGAAAAGGAGAUCAGCUAGGAGAAAAGAGUUCAUCAUGGCUGAGUUGUUACAAACAGAAAGGACAUAUGUAAAAGAUCUUGACACAUGUAUUAAGGUUUUCUUAGAAGAGUAUCGCAGGGCAGAUACUGUACCACCGGGUAUUCAAGGGCGGGAGUCGAUUAUUUUUGGUAACAUAGAAGACAUAAGAGACUUUCAUCGAGAUGUGUUUUUGAAGGAGCUUGAGAAAUAUGAAACAAUGCCUGAAGAUGUUGGCCAUUGUUUUGUCACCUGGGCUCUGAAAUUUGACAUGUACGUUGAGUACUGUAAAAAUAAGCCGGAAUCAAACUCAAUCUUGGUUUCCCAUAGCAGUGGGUUUUUCGAAGAAUUACAGAAGAAACAUCGAGUUGAACAUCCUAUUGCAGCAUACCUCAUAAAACCGGUCCAACGAAUAACAAAAUACCAACUGUUAUUAAAAGACCUCCAGUCCUGCUGUGAUGAGGGUCAAGGAGAAAUAAAGGAUGGACUUGAAGUGAUGUUAAAUGUUCCUAAGAAAGCCAACGAUGCUCUCCAUUUAUCUCUUCUUGAAGGUUGUGAUCUUCGGAGUGAGGAAUUGGGUGACGUUGUCCUUCAGGACACUCUUCAAGUCUGGGAUCCAAAGCAAAUUCUCAGAAAGUCUAGGGAAAGGCAUUGCUUCCUUUUUGAACUUUACUUAGUGUUUUCCAAAGAAGUUAAAGAUUCCCAAGGAAAAGCGAAGUACAUUUAUAAAAACAAACUAAUGACUUCAGAGCUUGGGGUAACUGAGCAUAUAGAAGGUGAUGAGUGCAAGUUUGCAGUUUGGACAGGACGAGCACCCAUUUCUGACUAUAGGAUAGUACUUAAAGCCUCAUCAUUAGAAAGUAAACAGGCCUGGGUAAAGAAAUUAAGAGAAGUUAUCCAAGAAACCUACUUCAGCACUGCCCUUCCGCUCUCAUUACCAAAGUCGCCUGCAAAAUUGAAGGGAAGCAGCCAGAGAUCGAGCAGAGAUUUGGAAGAAACAGGCUCACUUGAUGAAAGCGUUGAAAAUUUAGACAGGGGUUCCUUAGCCUCCUUUGGCUCUGGGAACACGACUGAUUCCGACAAGGUGAGUCUCGACUUUAAACACAUGUAUAUAAGUUAG